This is a messenger RNA of Drosophila eugracilis, 388 nucleotides long. RefSeq names its product cytochrome c oxidase assembly protein COX19. Gene Ontology annotation, cellular component: mitochondrial intermembrane space. NCBI's taxonomy places the organism in Eukaryota, Metazoa, Arthropoda, Insecta, Diptera, Drosophilidae. The record is from RefSeq and is a predicted model, not a curated record. Bases 104 to 388 code for a protein of 94 amino acids. Gene Ontology annotation, biological process: mitochondrial respiratory chain complex IV assembly. The transcript has a single exon.
UUCCUCCGGUCACACUGUGUUUAUUUACUCAACCAUUAUUUCGUAAUUUAAAGUCAUAUUUUAUCAAUGAAUUAAGAUAAGGAGAGAUCAGACCUACCCCCAAAUGACUUCACAAAUCUACAGCCAGAAGAAGUUCGUGCCCACGCCGCCCGAGAAAGGCUCCUUUCCACUGGACCACGAAGGCCUCUGCAAAAAGCAAUUCCUGCUCUACGCUAGUUGUCUCCGUAAAAACGCCCAGGAUACGAGUCAGUGCCGCCAGGACGCCCAGAACUAUCUGGCCUGUCGCAUGGACAAUAAUCUUAUGGAAAAAACCGAAUGGUCUAAGUUGGGCUUUCACGACCAGAGCACAAAAACCGAUCAAAAACCAACUGAGGCCCAGAAGCAAUAG